Messenger RNA from Ophidiomyces ophidiicola, 1347 nucleotides. RefSeq lists its product as uncharacterized. Lineage: Eukaryota; Fungi; Ascomycota; Eurotiomycetes; Onygenales; Onygenaceae. The record is from RefSeq and is a predicted model, not a curated record. Bases 1 to 1347 code for a protein of 448 amino acids. Gene Ontology annotation, molecular function: phosphoric diester hydrolase activity. Gene Ontology annotation, biological process: lipid metabolic process. The transcript has 3 exons.
AUGCAACGGACUUUACAUAUCCUCACAGUGAUUUCUCUGUUGGGCCUUGGACAAUCAGACGAGAUUCUCACGCUGACGGGAACAAACAUACCAUCAUCGCUGUCGCUUGCUGGUAAUUCUCUUCCAACAGAUGCCUCCAGUCUCUAUAAAAGCUACACUUCGGUCAUCACCGUCAGCGCAACGCGAGACAGAUUCGCAUCUAGCCCGACAGGAACUUCUUCCUUAACCGCCACAGGUAGCAGCAAGUCAAAAUCUGACGACUUCACGCUUUUGGUUGGCAGCAAUACAGUAGGGACCCCCAACGGCACAACGCUAAUUGGGAAUGCUACGGGUACUUCGACCGAAUCGGCCGCCGUGCCGACAAAUACCCGCCCAUGCAAUGGAUAUCCCGAGUUCUGCAACCGGAAAUACUCCAAUAUCACCCAGAUUGCAGCUCACAACAGCCCUUUCAUACGGCCGGGCAACCUUGGCAGUAACCAAGAGCUUGAUGUGACUGUUCAACUCAACGACGGCAUUCGUAUGCUGCAGUUUCAAACCCAUUAUGUCAACAAUACAAUACGUCUCUGCCACUCUUCUUGCGCCCUUCUUGAUGUGGGAACCCUCGAGGACUAUCUGAGAAAAGUAGUAGACUGGUUGAAAGCCAAUCCCUACGAUGUCGUUUCGAUUCUCAUGGGGAACUCGAAUUUUAUUCGUCCAACAAACUAUACCAGACCUAUAGAACAGUCUGGUUUGAUCGAUUAUGUUUACACUCCUCCUAAGAUACCCAUGUCACUAGAUGACUGGCCCAAUCUGUCGCGGCUCAUCUUCUCUAGUCGAAGGGCCAUCGUAUUUCUAGACUACCGGGCUAACCAGACUGAAGUUCCUUAUUUACUUGACGAGUUUUCGCAAAUGUGGGAAACCCCGUUCUCCCCAACAAACAGGGAUUUUCCUUGCGUCGUCGAUCGACCUCCUGGCUUAAAUGAUGGAGAUGCCGAAAAGAGGCUAUACAUGGCAAACAAUAACUUGAAUACAGAAGUCUCUCUUGCUGGCAACAAACUUCUGGUGCCGAACACAGUGUUGUUGAACGAAACGAAUGCGGUUUCUGGAUAUGGUAGUGCUGGAGCAAUGAGCGGCAACUGUACUGAAAAAUGGAACCGGCCGCCAAACUUCAUCCUUGUCGAUUAUUAUAAUAUUGGAAACGUCAACGGUUCUAUCUUCCAAGUUGCAGCAAAGCUUAAUAAUGUCACUUAUAAUGGACGAUGUUGUGGCCGAAAGGCAUCGGGAGCUUCGUUUGUAGGUUCCAAAAGUGGAUCGUUUACGAGUGUACUUGUGAUAGUUAUGACUACUACUUUGCUACUUUGGGUCUAA